Penicillium daleae is the source of this 1464-nucleotide messenger RNA. RefSeq lists its product as uncharacterized. The transcript has a single exon. The record is from RefSeq and is a predicted model, not a curated record. NCBI's taxonomy places the organism in Eukaryota, Fungi, Ascomycota, Eurotiomycetes, Eurotiales, Aspergillaceae. The coding region runs from base 1 to 1464 and encodes 487 amino acids.
AUGCCCACCGAUCGAGACCCCGAAGACCAAGAUCGCAAUAAGAAGCCUUCCAAUACACCCCAGGAUCGCGACACGGAGAGCGAGAGUAACCCGUUCGUCGCCUUCCGCCGGUUUGCGGAUGAGCAAGUCUCCUCCGUCUUGCAGUCCAUCACUGGCCUCCCUUCUGCCGUGUCGCCUCCCCAGCCGGAUCACUGGGCAAUCUUUACGGACGAUAAAGACUACAACAGCAUGAAAUACCGCCACCGAGACGACGCCAGCGCAAACAAUGCGGGGGAUCAGAACUAUACGUCAGGUGGAGGCGCCGAAAGCAGCUCGUCCGGAAAUCGGGACGACAAUGGCAAGCCUUCAGACAAUAAUGGUGGCACACCUAUCUCGAACUCGUCACAAUCUCGACCGCCCGCAGAAUCAGACCUAAAGACCUCGCAGUCACGUCAGCGCUUGUCCAACGAGCCGUCUGAUCCGCUCAGCCUCGACGCGCUCUCCUUCCCCCUCUUCUCACAGCCCUUUCGUACAAACUUCACCUUCUCCAUGCCAUCAUUAUUCCAGCACUUCGACGACCAAUGGCCCUUGAACUACAUCACAUUCAGCCCCUACUCUCCCCUGCACUUAGAGCGCCAAGCGCGCGACCGCCCACGCCAGGAAAAGGGAGUGUUCACCUCCCUUGUGUCCUCAUUUCGGGAAGAGUCGGAUCGCGAUCCUAAUGAGCCGCAGUGGCGCGAGGCUUUUGAAGAUCUCCUCCGAGUAGAGAAUGGGAUGUCGCUAUUGGAUAGCGACAGGUUGAUUGCUGGCAGGACCGAGAGCGAGUGGGACUGGCUGAAAGGGUUGGUCAAGCGUGGAAGCAUGGGCAGCGGGUUCCAAUUUGUGACGGGCUUGGAUCGAGAUGGAGUUUUUGGCAUUCGAGAUACUGAAACCUAUCGAGACAAAUUUUCGGAAGCUGCCGAAGCCGAAGCGGACGACGAGCUGGCCUUGUACGAGCGCUUUAUGCAGGAUGUGGAGGCCUGGGAGCGAGAUUUUUCUCAGGCAUUUAACAGAAGCCCCAUUCUCUGCUCCCUCGUCGAGAAUCGCCAGAACCGAGAUCAGCUAGAGGAUCUAGGCCAGUCCGACUUCCGUCGUGGCUUCCCACCCCUCGAGGACAAACAAGGCGACGACGAUAACGAGAGCUGGCUCGAUCUUGUCUCGGGUGGAAACCGCAAGUCCGUCCCCGAGACACCGGUUGAGUCUGUCCCCUCCGAUGAAUCCUUAUCGUCCCACAUCAUUUCUACCAUGUCUCGGACAGAACGAACACGUCUUGCCGAUGGCUCAGUCCAAACGAAGAAAGUUGUGACCAAACGCUAUGCCGAUGGCCGCGAGGAGACAGACUCAUCGGUUGAGACGACUCAUCCUCGUUCUGGAAAUGCGGAUUCUUCAUCGAGCUCAGGAGAUGGCGAAUCCAAGCGAAAACAUGGUUGGUUCUGGAAGGAGUGA